Messenger RNA from Oncorhynchus nerka (sockeye salmon), 5196 nucleotides. RefSeq names its product probable E3 ubiquitin-protein ligase HERC3. NCBI's taxonomy places the organism in Eukaryota, Metazoa, Chordata, Actinopteri, Salmoniformes, Salmonidae. Gene Ontology annotation, molecular function: ubiquitin protein ligase activity. The coding region runs from base 356 to 3508 and encodes 1050 amino acids. Gene Ontology annotation, biological process: protein polyubiquitination. The record is from RefSeq and is a predicted model, not a curated record. Gene Ontology annotation, cellular component: cytoplasm. The transcript is spliced from 25 exons.
UAAAAUGUGAUGUAACACCUUACCCUAACAGCACUGAUAAACGUAUGCCUAACGGAGUCUUAAAUGAAGACCAAACUGCAUUUUUUUGGGGCCAAUUUUAUGGCUGUGGAAUCUGACUUUGUGGUUAUAGAAGUAUAAACCCAAAGUCACAUGUUGAGUGACGAAGAGCAUCAACCUACAUCACAACUUCCUUGUUAUUGUCGAAACGCCCAGCUAGUGGAAUUCAGGAAUGCAUCUCUACAGACUUGUGAUUUACACCAAGGGGAGAAGGCAGGGCCGCCUUCUAGCCUGAAGCUCUCCUCCUUCUUCCCCUCCUGUCUUUCACUCUCUCCUUCCCUCCUUCCCACUCUAAGCCAUGAUGCUGUGUUGGGGCAGUACUGUGGAGGGCCAGCUGGGUCUCGGCGGAGCGGGGGACCCAGUGUACGAACCCCGGAGCUGCCAGGCGUUCAAUGGGCGUGGCCUGAAGGAGGUGGCGUGUGGUGGGCGCCAUUCGCUAUUCCUGUUGCGUGAUGGGAGAGUGUACACGUGCGGCUCUAACCGCUGUGGGCAGCUGGGCCACGACAAGCCGGGGGACUCGCCAGAACUGGUGGUGGCCCUGGACACCCAGAAGAUAGGGGUGGUAUCGUGCGGCCAGGCCCACUCCAUGGCGCUGAAUGAGCAGGGCCAGGUGUUUGCCUGGGGGGCUGGUGGAGGGGGCCAGCUGGGACUGGGGACCGCUGAGGAGACCGUCCCAAUCCCGAGGCUGAUCAAGAAGCUGUGCGAGCAUCGCAUCUCUCAAAUAAUGUGUGGCAACAAGCACUGCAUCGCACUCUCUAAAGACGGUCAGCUGUUCACGUGGGGCCAGAACUCGAGUGGUCAGCUGGGUUUGGGGAAGGGAGAGCCCAGCACCUUGUCUCCCCAGCCCCUCAAGUCUCUGUCAGGGAUCCCCCUGGCUCAGAUCACCGCUGGGGGAGACCACAGCUUCGCCCUGUCCCUCUCUGGAGCCGUGUUCGGCUGGGGCAAGAACGGCGCCGGACAGCUGGGGUUAAAUGACAAACAGGACCGGUCUGUCCCUUGCCACAUCAAGUUCCUCAGAUCCCAAAAAGUGGUUUAUAUCAGCUGUGGAGACGAGCAUACAGCUGCCCUCACCAAGGAUGGGGGUUUGUUUACGUUUGGGGACGGCUCUCGUGGUCAACUGGGUCAUGACUCCACCAACAACGAGCCUCUACCCAGACAGGUGCAGGAGCUGAUGGGCAGCGAGGUUUCCCAGAUUGCCUGUGGCAGACACCACACCCUGGCGUUUGUGCCUUCCUCCGGUCUGGUGUAUGCUUUCGGUUGUAACACCAAUGGUCAGCUGGGCACCGGGACACGAGGUGACAUCAAAAGCCCACUUCCUGUCAAAAGCAGCCUCACAGGAAGGCUCACAGGAAGUCCUCGUCAUAUGUCAGGGCCUGAUCAUUAUGCCAUUACAAAAAUCAACUGUGGAGGGGACCAUAACUUCCUAUUGUACUCAGACGAAAAGAGUUCCACCCCUCCUGAAGACUUCCGCGUCACUAACAUCAGUAGAAGCAUCUCUUUGAUAAAUGAUGCCAGUUUGAAUACGUGGAGGAUGAAACUCCUAGACAACACAGAUUCCACUAUCACCAAUGACGUCAUUCUCCUGCUGUCUUCCACCGCCUGUUGGAACGCCAGCUUCCUGGAUGAGAGUGAUGACAGCCAUUUUAAGACCAACCCUAAAGUCCCUGGCAUCGAUCUCAACUCAGUCCGCCUGCUGUUUGAGACACUCAGUAAACCGCCCUUCGCCAGACUAUUGGAGCAGGCCACUAAGAGUUUUGAGAGCCUGCUGAUCCCCCAGCUGCCCUGCUCUCCCCCUGACGUUGAGGCCAUGAGGAUCUACCUGAUCCUGUCGGAGUGUCCCGCCCUGCACGACUCCAAGAACUACAUUACCCUCACCAUCCCCCUAGCCAUGGCCAUACUCCGCCUGGAUGCCAACCCCAGCAAAGUGCUUGAUAACUGGUGGUGCCUGGUGGACGGCGGUGUGUUCUCCAGGCUGGUGGACAUGUAUAAGAGCAUUGUGGUGUUCCUGUUAACCGGAGGAAAGGCCCUGCUCGUCCCUGUCUUCCUAGAAAACUACACCAGUGCCACGCUAAAGCUUCUAGAGAAACUUCAUAAGGUUAACCUGAAGGCCGGGCAUGUGGAGUACAACCGCUUCUAUAUCCCUGACAUCACCACCCUGGUGGACAUCCAGGAAGACUACCUCAAGUGGUUUCUGAGUAAAGCAGAGAUUAAAAUGAGAACACCAGCAGUACAGAGCUCAGUGACUUUAUGUGCCUACCCGUUCAUACUGAACGCCCAAGCCAAGACCACCAUGCUGCAAACUGACGCUGAGCUACAGAUGCAGAUGGCGGUGAGCGGGGCCAACAUGCAUAACGUUUUCAUGCUGCUGACGCUGGAACCCCUCCUGGCACGGAACCCCUUCCUGGUGCUCCACGUACGCAGGGACCACUUAGUGAGCGACGCGCUGAGAGAGCUCACCAUCUACUCCGACGUCGACCUCAAGAAGCCCCUCAAGGUGAUCUUUGAUGGGGAGGAGGCGGUGGAUGCAGGGGGGGUAACCAAGGAGUUCUUCCUACUGCUGUUGAAGGAGCUGAUGGACCCUGUGUAUGGCAUGUUCACCCAGUACACCCAGUCCAACCUGCUCUGGUUCUCUGAUAAAUGUUUUGUGGAGUACAACUGGUUCAAUCUGAUAGGGAUCAUUUGUGGGCUGGCCAUCUAUAACAGCACCGUGGUGGACCUCCACUUCCCCCUGGUCCUUUACAAGAAGCUACUGGGCGUAGCACCCACUCUGGAGGACCUCAAGGAGCUGUCGCCCACAGAGGGCAGGAGUUUACAACAGCUCCUGGACCAUGAGGAAGAUGACAUUGAGGAGACAUUUUGUCUAAACUUUGCUAUCACCAGAGAGUACUAUGGUCUGACGGAGGUUAAGGAGCUUAUCCCUGGAGGAGACCGCAUCACUGUGGACAAGAACAACAGGGAGGAGUUUGUGGAGGCCUACCUGAAGUACAUGUUCAGGGACUCGGUGAGCGAGCUGUACCAGGCCUUCUCCUCUGGGUUCCUGAAGGUGUGUGGUGGGAAGAUCCUGUCGCUGUUCCAGCCCUCCGAGCUUAUGGCCAUGGUGGUGGGAAACAACAACUAUAACUGGGAGGAAAUGGAGAAGAAUGCGGUUUACAAAGGAGAGUAUUCAGCCACUCAUCCGACUGUGAGGAUGUUUUGGGAGGUAUUCCAUGAGUUCCCUCUGGAAAAGAAGAAGCGGUUCUUAUUAUUCCUGACGGGCAGCGACCGCAUCCCCAUCCAUGGCAUGGAGAGCCUCCGCAUCUCCAUCCAGUCCACGUCGGCCGAGGAGCACUAUCUGCCCGUGGCCCACACCUGCUACAACCUGCUGGACAUGCCCCGCUACCAGACCAAACAGACCCUACACCGCCGUCUCACCCAGGCCGUGGAGCAGUACGAGGGCUUCAGCCUGGUGUGAGACCCAGUGGCUGGGUCAUUGGCUCCCCCUAGAGGCCCAGGGGGAAUUAGCAUGGCUGCUAAUGCUAAUGUCCUUUAAUAACAACGCCCUGUGAAUGGGGGUGGCUGGAUGGAGGGAAGGGGGCUGCUUUUCCAUAGCACUUUCCCGUAAGAGAUGAUAUAUUUUGAGUUAUAAUUGUCUUCUAUGCAGAUUGAUGUACAUAACUUGAACAGUUUUAAUUAAACCAGCUUUUUUGUUGCUUUAAGAUAAUUUAUUGAAUUGAAUAGUUUUUUGGGAUUUGAAAAAUUAUACAUGUCAGAGGUGAACAUUGAAGCCCUUUACCUGGGAUCUGGUCUUUUACCGCUGUUCUUGGGUCAGUUUGAGGACAGAUGAUACCAGAUGAAUACAUGAGUGAACAGCAGGCAGACAGUUCCAUACUCAAGCCCAAUAAAUACAUGGCAUUCUAAUGCCAUACCCACAAUACCAGUCUAUUUCUACAUUAAAAAGACUAACUGAACGACUGGAGUUACUUACAUGUCCUCAAUCUUACAUUUAUCAAUAUUUCUUUGAUUGCGAUGCCGUUGGGAGUGAUUUUAUUACAGUAGUAUUGGUGAAGUGUCUUUUUUUUAAAUGAAUGUUAAAAUGUCUGUGUGCAUGUUGUCGAGAGGAAACGCUAAAAAGACUCAUUGUUACAUUAAACAAAAUACAGCUAAUCCACAUUUCUUUGAUCCCUGUAACCCCAGAUUAGGAAUAAAUCAUCUCAAUGUCAGAAUGAGUGCACAUUUGUGGCCUGGCGGAUAAUAGGUUGAUUUACAGAUUAUCUGUUCAUGGUUCCCACCGGUUCCUUCUGUGAUGACACAGCAUUCAGACCAAAGACAUUAGGAUUGGUUGAUUUGACCUGCAGAAUUAGUCUUGGGUCAUUGAUUAGGUUUAAAGAACAGAUUAUAUUGGGUCAUGUUAUUAGCAAUAACGAACAGCUCAGUAAUGUAAUGCCGUUUGUAUGAGGGUCAGGGGACGCUGCACAUCUCUGCAUCGUUUCCCGGCCGUUACUUCAAUGACUAUUCUCUCAAGUGUAUCUGGAUCGUGUGUUGAUAUGCAAGUGAUAAAAAUAACUUUGUCUGUGCAUUCUGCCUAUUCAGUCCUAUUACCGAACGUCUCAGCCAAUGGAGGUAUUGUAUUGUCUACCAUUUCUCUGAAGCCACGUCUUUCUCCACUGUAACUGAGGUUAAGACAAACGUCGUUAUCUAUAGGGACGGCUGGUCUCCUUGUUUGUCUUUUGUUUUAAUACAUAUAUAGCCACAUUUGCCCAAGGGGAAUCAUUACUAUUUUGAUUUAUAACUCGUCACCCUCAGUGUAGACAAUGACAUAAUAAACAAGUCAUAGUGACCUUUUGUUUAUUCAAAGCUGUGCUAGGGCAAUGCCUGAGGGAGGCUCAGUGUGUUCUAUUAUAGCCUGGUCCUUAAUCCAUUUGUGCUGUUGGCAAGACAACAAACCGAUCAGCAACCAGGCUAGGGGAAAAGCCUAUUCAUUCCUAUUAUUCUUAUUUCACCACGGUAAUGGCGACAAUUCCAAAUCAUGGGGUCAAUGUUUGCAAAUAAGGGCUUAUUAGUGGAUCUAUAACUGGAUUGUUAAGUUUAUCAUAUUUAAUUUUGUACCUUCUAAAUGGAUGACAUUUUUUCCCUGAACAAAUAAAACGUAAUUCCAGCUUG